AGUCCCAUUCUAGUUCCAGCAGGAAGUAAGAGAACUACAGAUCCUUCUCCAGAGGAUUUCCAUCAUGCAAAGAGGAAGAGAAGUGACUUUUUAGGUAAAAACWUCCGAGAACGAGACCAAGACCACGUGUCUCUAAACGAAGACAGAGUGAUAGACCUUGACAAACACAGAGAAAACGCUGCRUGCGACGCUGGAACAGACGCAGAUGGCAAUGAUGAUAGGAUUAGCAACAAGAAAGAUCAUGAAACCGGAUGUGACGUAGAAAGUAAUGAUGAUGCUUAUGAUGUUGAUAUGAAAGAAGAUAUGGAAGGCUGGAUAGAAGUUAUGCGAACAGACAGACUAGUUAUAAGAGUAGCAGUGAUGACGAUGAUUAUGAUCAGAUGAACGCAUGUGAAGGGAAGAUUGGACGUUAUGUGAACAGGAAGACUAUCGAUAGGAGUAGUGAUAAGAGUAGCAAUGAUAUGAGUAGCAGUGAUGAUGAUGAUAAUAAUGGCGAAGAUAUGGACGGAGCUGGAAGAAAGAAUGUAAAUUAUGUCAGUACAAGGACAAGUGAAGAUGGAAGGCUGGAUAGAAGUUAUGUGAACAGAAAGACUAGUGAUAAGAGUAGCCGUAAUGACGAUGAUUAUGAUCAGAUGAACGCAUGUGAAGGGAAGAUUGGACGUUGUGUAAAGAGGAAGAAUAUCGAUGGGAGGAGCAGUGACAAGAGGAGUAGCAGUGAUGAUAAUGAUGACGAAGAUAUGAACGGAGCUGGAAGAAAGAAUGCAAGUUAUGUCAAUAGAAGGACAARUGAAGUUGGAGCUAAAAAUGUCACAGRAMAGCAAAGCACACCAGAAGUUAUCUCAUUACUGUCGGAUGACGACAAAGAUAUCACCGAUAUUAUAACAGAAGUUGCUGUUAACGACGAUUGCAAUGCAAAUGAUGAAAAUAAAUCUACAUGCUUGAGUAAUUCUUUGCCACUUGAAAGUGUUUCGCGCUCGCAUGUUCAAGGUUUSUCAGUUAGAUGUCAGAGCUCGCUGUUAUGACAUUCCCUCAAACACAAAGUUGCAUUKUACAGUCAACUCCCACCUUACGGACACCCCGCUAUAACGACACCUGGAUAUUACGGACACAAAAAACUGAA
Messenger RNA from Exaiptasia diaphana, 1120 nucleotides. RefSeq lists its product as uncharacterized. NCBI's taxonomy places the organism in Eukaryota, Metazoa, Cnidaria, Anthozoa, Actiniaria, Aiptasiidae. The record is from RefSeq and is a predicted model, not a curated record. The transcript has 4 exons. The coding region runs from base 381 to 1022 and encodes 213 amino acids.